Messenger RNA from Heterostelium album PN500, 687 nucleotides. RefSeq names its product DCN1-like protein. Lineage: Eukaryota; Evosea; Eumycetozoa; Acytosteliales; Acytosteliaceae. The transcript has 7 exons. Bases 1 to 687 code for a protein of 228 amino acids. The record is from RefSeq and is a predicted model, not a curated record. Gene Ontology annotation, cellular component: ubiquitin ligase complex. Gene Ontology annotation, molecular function: cullin family protein binding; ubiquitin conjugating enzyme binding; ubiquitin-like protein binding. Gene Ontology annotation, biological process: protein neddylation; positive regulation of ubiquitin-protein transferase activity.
AUGGCAAGAAAAGCUAGUACCAAAACAACAACCGUCAAUAGAAAGAGAAAAACAGUAGAAGACGAAGAUAAAUCAGAGCAACCUGUAGUUAAAAAGGUAGCUGCUGUUUCACCAUUGGCAUCACUUUUUGAUAAAUAUAAAGAUGCUGAAGAACCAAAUUGUAUAGGUCCAGAUGGUGUCACCAAGUUUUGUGAGGAUUUAGGUUUUGCUCCUGACAGUAUUCAAGUUUUGAUAUUAGCAUGGCAGAUGAAUGCAAGUAAGAUGGGUUACUUUACAUUUGAAGAGUUUAAAAAAGGAUUCGAAAAGUUACAUUGCACAGACUUGAUUCAAUUAAAGAAAGAGCUUCAAGGAUUUUCACACACAAUCAAGGUUGACCCUGCUAAAUUCGCAGAGUUGUACAAGUUUAGUUUUGGAUUUGCCAGUGAGAUUGUCAAUAAGAAAUCAGUUGAAUUGGCAAUCGCUGCCGAGAUGUUAGAGUUGGUCAUACCCGAUGGUCCACAUACCAAGACCUUCAUUUCAUUUUUAAAUAGCACCAAAAAUUAUAAAGUUAUAAACAAAGAUCAAUGGAUCUGCUUUUUAGAGUUUUCAAAGACAGUCAAAGAAGAUUUAUCAAAUUACGACGAAUAUGAAGCAUGGCCAUUGCUGAUUGACGAAUUUGUCGAUUUUGUUAAAGAUCUUAAGAAAUAG